AGUUACCUGUGGCCGCCCAAGUCCGCCACUUUCUGCUCUGUGUCUGCCCCAUUGCCACGAUCCAGGAGGACUCCGCGCCGCCCGGCCGCCUCCGAGCUCGGGCCCCAUGUGAGGGCUUCCCCCCUAUCCCACCUUUCCGGCUAGGUGAGGGCGCGAGCGGGCGAGCGAGCGAGAGUGGUGAGGGGGGACGAAAAAGCAGAAUUACCUGUAGCUCUUGUUCUGCCAUCUCGGGCGCUCUCACACACCUUCACCUGCACAGACCUGAAAGUCCAGUUUCACCAGAGGCUGAGGCUCCAGGAAAAGGGGAGCGAGUUCAUUGGAUCAAACAUGUCACAAGAGUCGGACAAGUAAGUGGAUCACACGCGCCGGCUGCUGCUGCUACCACUUUGGGCUGAUGGCAACUGUAAUAAAAGACUGGUGGCCCUGGUGCCCAUGCCUGGUGACCCUGCAUUCAAUACCCGAAGAGCCUACACCAGUGAGGAUGAAGCCUGGAAGUCAUACCUGGAGAAUCCCCUGACAGCGGCCACCAAGGCCAUGAUGAGCAUCAAUGGGGAUGAAGACAGUGCGGCUGCCCUCGGCCUGCUUUACGACUACUACAAGGUUCCUCGAGACAAGCGACUGCUGCCUGUGAGCAAAGCCAGUGACAGCCAAGAAGAGCAGGAUAAAAGAAGCUGUCUUGGCCCCAGUGAGACCCAGGGCAAUUUGAGUGGAGCAGAGAACCGAGUGCAGAUCCUAAAGACUGUGCCAGUGAACCUUUGCCUUAACCAAGACCAUUUGGAGAACUCCAAGCGGGACCAGUACAGCGCCAACGUCGCUGAGAGCCCGGCCGUCAUCCCUGUAUCUGGAAUCGCUGUGGUGAAAGCGGAGGAUUUCACACCGGUGUUCAUGACUUCGCCUGUGCAUUAUCCGCGGGGAGACAGCGAAGAGCAGCGCGUGGUCAUCUUUGAACAGACUCAGUAUGAUGUGCCUGCCAUCGCCACUCACAGCAACUACCUCAAGGACGACCAGCCCAGCACGCCCGACAGCACCUACAGUGAGAGCUUCAAGGACGGGGGCACCGAGAAAUUUCGGAGCGCUUCAGUUGGGGCUGAGGAGUACAUGUAUGACCAGACUUCAAGUGGCACGUUUCAGUACACCUUGGAAGCUACCAAAUCUCUCCGCCAGAAGCAGGGGGAGGGCCCCAUGACCUACCUCAACAAAGGACAGUUCUACGCCAUCACGCUCAGUGAGACUGGAGACAACAAAUGCUUCCGACAUCCCAUCAGCAAAGUCAGGAGCGUGGUGAUGGUGGUGUUCAGUGAAGACAAGAAUCGAGACGAACAGCUGAAAUACUGGAAGUACUGGCACUCCCGGCAGCACACGGCCAAACAAAGGGUCCUCGACAUUGCUGACUACAAGGAGAGCUUUAACACAAUUGGAAACAUUGAAGAGAUUGCGUAUAACGCUGUUUCCUUUACCUGGGACGUGAAUGAAGAGGCAAAGAUUUUCAUCACUGUGAACUGCCUGAGUACAGAUUUCUCCUCCCAAAAAGGAGUGAAGGGACUGCCUUUGAUGAUUCAGAUUGACACGUAUAGUUAUAACAAUCGCAGCAAUAAACCCAUCCACAGAGCCUAUUGCCAGAUCAAGGUCUUCUGCGACAAAGGAGCCGAGAGAAAAAUCCGAGAUGAAGAGAGAAAGCAGAAUAGGAAAAAAGGGAAGGGCCAGGCCUCCCAGACCCAGUGCAACAGCUCCUCUGAUGGGAAGUUGGCUGCCAUCCCUCUCCAGAAGAAAAGCGACAUCACCUACUUCAAAACCAUGCCCGAUCUGCACUCACAGCCUGUUCUCUUCAUACCUGACGUGCAUUUUUCAAACCUGCAGAGGACUGGACAGGUGUAUUACAACACAGACGAUGAGCGAGAAGGCAGCAGUGUCCUUGUGAAACGGAUGUUCAGGCCCAUGGAAGAUGAGUUUGGUCCGACACCCUCUAAGCAAAUCAAAGAAGAAGGGGUGAAGCGAGUGCUUCUGUACGUGAGGAAGGAGACGGAUGACGUGUUUGAUGCUCUGAUGCUCAAGUCUCCCACGGUGAAAGGACUGAUGGAAGCGAUCUCUGAGAAGUAUGGGCUGCCUGUGGAGAAGAUCUCAAAGCUUUACAAGAAGAGCAAAAAAGGCAUUUUGGUGAACAUGGAUGACAACAUCAUUGAGCACUACUCGAACGAGGACACCUUCAUCCUCAACAUGGAGAGCAUGGUGGAAGGUUUCAAGGUCACACUCAUGGAAAUCUGAACAUUGCACUCGGUUUCCACGUUGGCAAGGCGCUCACGGUGUAUCUCUUCCCUGGGACGCAUGGGUCCUGCCCCUGAGCCUGGAGACUCAUCUUCUCCCAUCUCACAACGGCUGUUACAAGACCAUGCUG
This is a messenger RNA of Ochotona princeps (American pika), 2392 nucleotides long. RefSeq names its product grainyhead like transcription factor 2 (gene GRHL2). NCBI's taxonomy places the organism in Eukaryota, Metazoa, Chordata, Mammalia, Lagomorpha, Ochotonidae. Bases 433 to 2262 code for a protein of 609 amino acids. The record is from RefSeq and is a predicted model, not a curated record. The transcript is spliced from 16 exons. Gene Ontology annotation, cellular component: nucleus. Gene Ontology annotation, biological process: regulation of transcription by RNA polymerase II; brain development; neural tube development. Gene Ontology annotation, molecular function: RNA polymerase II cis-regulatory region sequence-specific DNA binding; DNA-binding transcription activator activity, RNA polymerase II-specific.